Gymnogyps californianus (California condor) is the source of this 2991-nucleotide messenger RNA. RefSeq names its product ubiquitin specific peptidase 12 (gene USP12). Gene Ontology annotation, molecular function: cysteine-type endopeptidase activity; cysteine-type deubiquitinase activity. The transcript is spliced from 9 exons. Bases 89 to 1198 code for a protein of 369 amino acids. The record is from RefSeq and is a predicted model, not a curated record. Gene Ontology annotation, biological process: protein deubiquitination. NCBI's taxonomy places the organism in Eukaryota, Metazoa, Chordata, Aves, Accipitriformes, Cathartidae. Gene Ontology annotation, cellular component: cytosol; nucleus.
GCCUUGCCUUCCCCUCCUACUCCUGCCCGGCCCAGCCCGGCUCCGCUCGGCUCGGCGCUGUGAUUGGGCGGAAGAUGGCGCUGGGCGGAUGGAAAUCCUAAUGACAGUCUCCAAAAUCGCCUCCAUCUGUACCAUGGGCGCCAAUGCCUCAGCUUUAGAGAAAGAGAUUGGUCCGGAACAAUUUCCAGUCAAUGAGCACUAUUUUGGUUUGGUUAAUUUCGGGAAUACAUGCUACUGCAAUUCAGUUCUUCAGGCACUUUAUUUUUGUCGACCAUUUCGAGACAAAGUCUUAGCAUACAAGAGCCAACCAAGAAAAAAAGAGAAUCUCCUUACAUGCUUAGCUGAUCUCUUCCACAGUAUAGCCACCCAGAAGAAAAAAGUUGGAGUAAUACCUCCCAAGAAAUUUAUAACAAGAUUACGAAAAGAAAAUGAGCUUUUUGAUAACUACAUGCAGCAGGAUGCACAUGAGUUCUUAAACUAUCUAUUAAAUACAAUUGCGGAUAUCUUGCAAGAGGAAAGAAAACAAGAGAAACAAAAUGGUCGCCUACCUAAUGGCAACAUUGACAAUGAAAAUAACAGCCCACCAGACCCAACCUGGGUUCAUGAAAUCUUUCAGGGAACAUUAACUAAUGAAACCAGAUGUCUUACAUGUGAAACUAUAAGCAGCAAAGAUGAAGACUUCUUAGACCUUUCAGUUGAUGUGGAGCAAAAUACUUCAAUCACUCAUUGUUUAAGGGGUUUCAGCAAUACAGAAACUCUGUGCAGUGAAUACAAAUAUUACUGUGAAGAAUGUCGCAGUAAGCAAGAAGCACAUAAAAGGAUGAAAGUAAAAAAGCUGCCUAUGAUUCUAGCUCUCCAUUUGAAGAGAUUUAAAUACAUGGAUCAGCUGCAUCGAUACACAAAACUCUCUUAUAGAGUAGUUUUUCCUUUAGAGCUUCGUUUAUUUAACACCUCAGGAGAUGCCACCAAUCCUGACAGAAUGUAUGACCUUGUUGCUGUGGUAGUUCAUUGUGGAAGUGGCCCUAACAGAGGACAUUAUAUUGCAAUAGUGAAGAGUCAUGAUUUUUGGUUGCUUUUUGAUGAUGAUAUUGUUGAGAAAAUUGAUGCACAAGCUAUUGAAGAAUUCUACGGGUUGACGUCAGACAUCUCAAAGAACUCUGAGUCUGGUUACAUCCUCUUCUAUCAGUCUCGGGAUUGAGGAGGAACUGUAGUGAAGAGAUAUUUUUAUGUCUCACAUCUUCUCUAUCUUGGAAUGGAGCAAGCACUGAAAAAAAGGAAAGCAGGGAGCUCCAGGGGCAGUAGCACAGUUUGCACACAACUAAGCAAAGAGUUAGGGAUUCUUAAAACCUUUGUAUCAUUUUCAUUUUAUUUGCUCAGGUAUCAUGCUGACUACACAUCUCCACUGCAUCCCAUAAGCAAAAAGAGAGAUACCAGCCACUCUUGCAGGAGCUUUCCGUUAGGUAAUACUAUCUCUGUGGUCCUAAUUCAAAGCCCAUUAAGGUCACUGGAGAACCUUUCAUGGACUUCAGUGGAAUUUGAAUCAGGUUCUAACUGCACUGCCAGAUUGGUGCAAUAGGAGCAUUAGAAAUCUGUAUUUUAUACAGACUUUGUGUAUAAAAGGUAAAGGACUCUUUGUGAACUUAGUUUCCUGUGCUUAAGUUUAAAAGAAUGAGGUUGGGAGGGUUAACAUGUAAGCAAGAAGAUAUAUCUGGGCCCAACACAAUUGCCUUCUUGAUGGUAGUGGUUUAACUGAAGAUACAAACUGGUGUCAGGGAGGCAAGUAUGUUUUGCUUCUCUGAAGAAGCUUACGUUAUUUAUAAUGUAUGAUCGGGAACAAUCAGUCAAGAUUAUGGCUUUUAAUCUCCGUAUGGGGAAAGAUUUGGUUUGUAAUGGUUUAUUUUUAUUUAUAAAUUAUUGUAACUUAGGAUCUUGUGUAUUGUCCUUUAUUCUAACAUGUAUUGGAAAUUUUAUAUAUUAAUUUGAAUUAAAACUAAUUAUGUUUAAAUGUUAAAGAAGAGCCAAUAUAAAUUCUAAAAACAAUGCCUACAAUAUCUGUAAAAAAUUAAUAACACAGAAGAGAGAUUUCCUUCUGGAGGAACUGGUAUCUAAGUGAGGUACUUUAAUUAAAUUAGAAUAUCCUCUUUCCAUUAAUGGGCAAAAAAAAAGUGAUCAAACUAUUACACAGAAGACUUUAAGAAUGCAUAUUGUAAGAAAAUGAUGGUGCAGUGGUGGUAUACAGGUCUUUAUAGUUCUUUAAUAAUUUGUUAAUGGUUCAUACUCUAAGCAAAUUAGAAUGAUUUGGAUCAAAGUAAACUAUUUUAAGAAUAUUAUUCCCUCUCCUAAAAAUAGAUCCAUUUCUGUUCCAAAUGGCAUGGGUGACUAUCUCAAAAACCACUCAACGUGUCAAGUAUAAAUUACGUCUGAGUAAUAAGAAAAAAGAGGCUUGGAAUUUCAUGGGACUGAAGAUACCACAUUCCUUGUAAAGUAAUAAUACCUAAGUCCUGUAGAGUGAAAUUUUAUAAAACUAGGCAGUUUACCUUGCUUUAGGUUUAUGAAACAGCAUUAAGAAUUAAAUCUUGACAAAACACCUGAUCUGUAAGAAAUGUGAACUGUUGUGAUUUGACAUUGAUUUUUCCACUUACCAGUACGUUGUCUGACAGUAGCUGAAUGUAAUUUCUGGAAAGUCAUGGGAUGUGCGUUCCAGAUUAUGGCAAUCAGGUCUUGGAUGUCCUUGUCACUCCCUCUUCAGCUAGUGAUUUUUACAUUAUUGUAAUUUUCUAAGGUUAUUUUAUUGAUACUGUUACAACUCUUAAAAAGAAUGUCUCCUGUCUGCUGCUAUAACUGACUAUUUACUUACCUGUAUCUUUUAGCUCAGGAAAUGACUUCACCUAUUCACUCAGUUGAACAAAUCUUUAACAGGGUCACUAAAUAAAUUGGGCUAUUUAGCAACUGUCAUACUGUAACAAAUUGCUUUUGUAAAAUACAAAGUUU